AUGCCUUGCCAAUCUUCUCAUUUCGGUCAGAUACACCGUCGAUUCCAUUUGGCAGUUCAAGCUGCCGCGACGGACUCCGCGCUCGACAUCUGUGUCAUGGCCAUCGCCGAGCUGCGGUUGGCCCGCUGCAUUCGCCUGGCUUCCGAAGUGCGGCCGAUGGACUACUCUGGCUUCCCGCUUCACCAUGAUGGAGCCUUGUUCCUUUACAACGGUCCAUCCACGCGCAUACAUCGUGCCGAGAUGGAAGAGGUCGCUUCAACCUCGCCGACAGACGCCUCGGCGAUGAAGCAAACAAUGCGCACGUCGUCCCGCAUCGCCGCCAGACCCAAGGCACCCAAGUCGGACCUCGCCCCCGCGCCCAUUGUAAAGCCAGCGCCUCGUAUCCAGAACUCAUGCCGCCACAAGUGUUUCGACAAAGCCAAGUGCAAGCACAAAUGUUGCGCCGAGACACUGCGCAUCGUCGACAUCCCCAAGGGCGAAGAAUUCAUCAACUGCGCGGACUUACUCGUCUACCUACUCGGACUACUGCCCGCCAAAGAUCUGCUGAGCUUCCGCCAGGUCAGUCACCACAUGCAGUCCACCAUCGACAAUUCGAAGACCUUCCGCCAAAGGUUGUUUCUCGAAGCCGAAGACUGCCAAUCCUACUCCGACAUUCGCCUUCUGCACGGUGUGGACGCUAGCUCCAUGCCGCACAUCCCGCCACGAACGGUGCGCAUCAACCCACUCUUGUUCAACAUCUACCCGAAGUACUCUCCAUCAUCCCUCGAAGAAGGAAGUCCGUAUAGGCUAUACGGACUUCCUUCUGUUGCUAUACGGUAUAGCAACCCGGCCCGCUACUCCAAAAAUGGCGUCAACUUGCUUACGGACCUUCGCUUCAAAAUCACUCCCACUCACAACAAGAAGCUCCACGCGGACUCCUCCUGUAUGAACAUGUUCAUCACUCAGCCUCCGAUCAAGGAUCUCAUCGUCAACGCAGAACAGGAGGUGACCAAGGGGCCAAAGAGGUGGAGAAACUUGUCGUACGUUCCCGAGACCACUUUGAUCGCUUCGGAUGGCGAGGGACUUCGUUUUCGCGACCUCCAACCGUUCAUGAACCGCUUGUUUGGCGAAGAUGGUGUGACACAGGUGGUGACGGACCUUGGUCGAUCGUAUCUAAGGAUCCCACGAUGUGAAGCAUUGGAUGAGGAUGGAGAGCCGGUGUUUCUUGCGCCAAACCAGUAUCGGAUCAACCUCCCUCGCCAUGGCUAG
Zymoseptoria tritici IPO323 is the source of this 1248-nucleotide messenger RNA. RefSeq lists its product as uncharacterized. The record is from RefSeq and is a predicted model, not a curated record. The coding region runs from base 1 to 1248 and encodes 415 amino acids. Gene Ontology annotation, molecular function: protein binding. The transcript has 4 exons. NCBI's taxonomy places the organism in Eukaryota, Fungi, Ascomycota, Dothideomycetes, Mycosphaerellales, Mycosphaerellaceae.